UGGCUGUCCUGUCCAGGCGCCCUGGGAUAGUGGCUGCAGCUGGGCAUGGCCAACUCUGCACAGGCCCAGAAGCUGGUAUACCUGGUCACAGGUGGCUGUGGCUUCCUGGGGGAGCAUGUGGUGCGAAUGCUGCUGCAGCAGGAGCCCCGGCUCCGUGAGCUGCGAAUCUUUGACCUACACCUGGGCCCCUGGCUGGAGGAACUGAAGACAGGGCCUGUGCAGGUGACUGCCAUCCAGGGGGAUGUGACCCAGGCCCACGAAGUGGCAGCAGCUAUGGACGGAGCCCAUGUGGUCAUCCACAUAGCUGGGCUGGUGGAUGUGUUCGGGAGGGCCAGUCCCAAGACCAUCCACGAGGUCAACGUGCAGGGCACGCAGAACGUGAUCGAGGCUUGUGUGCAGACUGGGACACAGUUCCUGGUGUACACGAGCAGCAUGGAAGUUGUGGGGCCUAACAUCAAAGGCCACCCCUUCUACAGGGGCAACGAGGACACCCCGUAUGAAGCAGUGCACAAGCACCCCUAUCCUUGCAGUAAGGCCCUGGCUGAGCGGCUGGUCCUGGAGGCCAAUGGGAGGAAGGUCCGCGGGGGGCUGCCCCUAGUGACAUGUGCCCUGCGUCCCACGGGCAUCUACGGUGAAGGCCACCAGAUCAUGAGGGACUUCUACCACCAGGGCCUGCGCCUGGGGGGUCGGCUCUUCCGGGCCAUCCCAACCUCUGUGGAGCAUGGCCGGGUCUAUGUGGGCAAUGUGGCCUGGAUGCAUGUGCUGGUGGCCCGGGAGCUGGAGCAGUGGGCAGCAUUAAUGGGUGGCCAGGUGUACUUCUGCUACGACAAAUCGCCCUACAAGAGCUACGAGGACUUCAACAUGGAGUUCCUGGGGCCCUGUGGACUGCGGCUGGUAGGCGCCCGCCCGCUGUUGCCUUACUGGCUGCUGGUGCUCCUGGCCACCCUCAACGCCUUGCUGCAGUGGCUGCUGCGGCCACUGCUGCUCUACGCACCCCUGCUGAACCCCUACACGCUGGCAGUGGCCAACACCACCUUCACCGUCAGCACCAACAAGGCUCAGCGCCAUUUUGGCUAUGAGCCCCUGUUCUCAUGGGAGGACAGCCGGACCCGCACCAUUCGCUGGGUGCAGGCCCUUGAGAGCUCAGCCCAGUGAUGGCGGAGGUGGGGCCUGGAGGCCCAUCAUGGCGCAUCCACCCAGGCCCUGAGCCCUCACACCCUGGAUGGAGAGGGACGGUUGCAUUCGAGAGUGGGCGGCAGGGCUCCGGUGCCAGACUCACUGUGCUGGAACCCUCACACUUAAAAUCCACAAGCCUUGGGACACUGUGUUGUGUCCUGACGCCUCCAAGGUCUAGGGCAGGGUUUGGGGACAGGAGCCCCAGGUCCAGUGCUGGUUGGCGGGGGUCUGAUCCCCUGAUCCCCUUCCCUCCCCACUUCUGGCCUUCUGAGCAGGAAGUGGGCAGAGGUUCUAUAGGUUUCCUGCUAGGUUCGGAGUGAGGAGGCCUCUCUGACUACUCCCACCUUCGUCCCUCCUUAGGGGGUUAUAUUUCCAUUAUUUUAAAAAACGUUUCAACUUCAGACAUUUAUCUUUCAGUUCCCUUCAGUGAAAACUGAGAAAAUCUGUAUGUUUUCACUUCGUCACCCAAAUCCAGUUACUGCGGUGGUAUUAGCACUCUGCUGAGGACGCCCUAGUAAUGCUGUCCCUGCCGAGCCCUGGAUUAAAAUCCUUA
Molecule: messenger RNA, 1729 nt
Organism: Propithecus coquereli (Coquerel's sifaka)
Lineage: Eukaryota; Metazoa; Chordata; Mammalia; Primates; Indriidae
Gene: HSD3B7
Product: hydroxy-delta-5-steroid dehydrogenase, 3 beta- and steroid delta-isomerase 7
Exons: 7
Coding region: 46-1155 (369 amino acids)
Biological process (GO): steroid biosynthetic process
Molecular function (GO): 3-beta-hydroxy-Delta5-steroid dehydrogenase (NAD+) activity
Source: RefSeq, a predicted model, not a curated record